CCAAUGGCUCAAGACAAGACAAGGAAGGCUGGAGGCAACAACGAGCUACUUUCAUGUAGUGUCAUGGCCUCAUCAGGAGGCCAUGAUGCUAUUAUGCAUCGGGCCCAUUUGAAAUGUGAUUAGAUUGCCGGUCACUGUUGUUCGUGCAUUUGAUGUCGUGGCGUGUGUGUUCUUUUGGAUUUUGAUGUCACACAGAAGUUGCAAUUAACAUGCGGGUCCUCACGAAGCGAUCCUCGCGCCUGAGGGCUAAUAAACCGCCAGAGGACAGCGAAGCCCGCCCUUUUAAACCAUCUGAAAUUUCCACCUUAACUUCAACCUCUGAAUCCAAGGCCAAGGACGCCGAAGAUUCAGAGGAGUCUGAAGAGCCUGGAAAUCGGAGGCUCUCGAACCGGAAACGCACCAAAACCAACCAUUUCAAACCCGACGAGUUGUCUAGCAAGAAAAAGGGCCUCAAUACUAAGCCACCUUUGAACGAGCCUGACCCAAUUGAAGCUCUGCCCAAACCCACCACGCCACAAUUAUUGGUAUCGCUGACUGUAUUUAACAAGAUUCAAGGCCUGAGGCGUCAAUUGGGAUUGGAAACCGAACUGGAGGUGGUGGAGGUGCUCCUGGAACGAUCUCUCCAGUUGGAAAAGCUCCAGAAGCGGUGGGACGAAGAGGAACAGUCCAGGAAAGCAAAGGAGAGUGGGGAGACUCGAGAGAUCGAUCACAAAGAGUCCAAGAAAGAGGAAGUGGAAUCUGUCGGCGGCCCGACGCAAGAUACUCAACCUGUGGGCAAGCAGAGGAGAAGGCGAGGACGAAAGUCUAUCCCCACCAAAGUUCGCAUUAGUCACUCCAUUCCCGAUAAGGCCUCUACACCAAAGCUCCCCCAGCCAGCCGACACUACUGGUGAUGCCAAAUCCGUUGGUAACCAUCCUUCUUCGCCCCAAAUUACGACGGCCACAUCAAAAGUGGCAGCCUCGGCGCCCAAAAGUGGGAAAAGGCCGCCAAUUAAGCCUCGCUCCAAAUCCAGGGAAGUACAAAUCAGCAGGAAACGGAAAUCAUCCUGGGAGACACCUGGCUCUCCAUCAAAAAAUACCGUCGUCGAGGAUCAAGAUCCAGUCGGGGAAACCCAAUCCGAUCAUGACGAGGAUCCCCUCAAAACAGACUCAACCGAGGAGCAAACAUGGGUGAAGACAAUCAAACGGAAGAAAAAUGGGUCCUUUGAUUGCCGAAAAACGCCGAGUGGCGGCAUUGCCAGCGAACUGCAGUCCAAUGUUGAGCCAAUCUCCACCAGUCCUGUCAGUGAUCAACUCCAAAUAGACGAAUCAUCCAAUGGAGCGGCCCUAGAACAGACAUGCCAUAUCUGCGAUGGCCUCCACGAGGGCACCUGUCCAAUGUUGGACCCCACGGAGGUCGUUUCCGAUUCCGUUAUUGAUUUCUCCACCUCGGGUGGAAAAACUAGUCAGAGUGACGAGAAUGAUAAGAGUCCCAUUCAUUUGAAUCAUGUAGAUCUGUCAAAAUCUUUCGCACGAUUGAGUCUGCCAUUGGCCUUGGAGCUUAAAGACACUGAGCCCAAUCAUGGCUUGGGCGUCCGUGUGAAGUGCGAGGAGGGAAUCAAGGCCCGGACUCAAUUCGGGCCUCUCCAAGGAGAGGCCAUUCUUGAGCGCGAAAUCCCCGAGGAUUUCCUCAUGAAGGAUCUGUGGCAGAUCAAUACAGAGGACAAUCGACACAUCUAUCUGAGCACGGUUAACCCUGAAAAGUCGAACUGGAUCCGAUACCUGAGACCCGCUCCCAGCCGUCAGCAUCGCAAUCUGAGCACGGUCACACGUGACAACCAGUUGUUUUUCAUCACUCUGACCGUGAUCCAACCAGGAGAAGAGUUGCUUUAUUGGACUGGGGAACAAGAUCUGAGUUGGACCAAGAAACGGGCGGAAAAAACAAAUUGCGGUGGCUGUAACAUCAAGUUCUCGCAUCCACUGUACUAUCGUCUUCAUUGUUCCGUGUUCCAUGACCCCCAAUACUCGCUCACUAUUCGGAAAUACCAUUGCAAGGUCUGCGGACUGACUGUUUUGGGCAAAGAAAAUAUCAUCAAGCAUGCCACCGAGAAACAUGAUGGAAAGGGCGCCUACCAAUGCCAAUUCUGUCAAAAGCAUUUUUUGCGACUCAACUACCUGGACAUGCAUCGCAACUACGGCUGUUCAUCCAAUCCCAGCCGCACUCGACCUUUAUGCAAAAUCUGCGGCAAGAAAUUUUGCCAGCCACAAAAACUCAAGAUUCAUCUUCGACGCAUGCACAAUGGAGGGAAUCCUAAUGCCCUGGCUGAAUUUGAAUGCACGCUUUGCCAACGGGUUUUGGCCUCUAACAAUGCCCUUCAGCGCCAUAAACGAGAGGUCCAUGCCAUGGAGACUACGCCAUCAGCUUCGGUCUCGGUCUCGUCCUCGAAUUCGUCGCUUUCCUCGUCCACUCAAGAUGCUUCAGCCAGAGUGGCCUGCGAAAAAUGCGGACGAACGUUCAAGAACAAAUCCAACCUGAAGAUUCACAUGCUCACUCACUCGGGGGUCAAACCAUUUGGAUGCAAAAUCGAGGGUUGUAAGAAUGGAUUCACCACAAAGCAAUGUCUCCAAUUCCACUAUAAACGAAGCCAUGGUUUGAACGAGGAAGACAUGCCCAAAAUCGAACGAGAAGUCCCUUACACCAUGACUGCCUACUCCGGGCUUCACGGAAAUGUCAUGAAUCGGAGGGCGGAUCCGCAUAAUAAAGACGGAAGGAUCUUCAGGACCAAGAUCAGACAAGAAAAAACACCCAGGGAUACAUUGGAGCCGGAUGUUUACAAAUUCGAGGAUGAAGAGGACCAACAACAACAACAACCUGCCCUCAUGUCCGCCAGAAUGGCUAAUAAAAGUAGCUCUUUUUCCACCACCUCCUCGCGCGCAUCAGUCUCCAGGCCAUCCACCACAAGUCUUUUAGAUGGGCCAUCGACUCCCUUGGCCACUGAGAAAUGCAGCCUUUUGGUGGUGGCGGCCCUGGCCGCAGCGGAACAGGAUAUGGGGGGAGGGGGGUCAUCCGGGUCCGAGGCGCUGGAUAUGAGCAGCAACGAUGGAGAUGACGGUGGCCAAAGUUUGGUCCCGGCAAAUAUCGUAGAGGAAGACGGGGAUGCCGAUAAGGCGAGCCCCGUUGUGAGCCAUGACCCGUUGGAAAACGCACACGAUUCUUUGGAUUACAGCGAGACUCUGGAGAGCAAGUCGUCCAUUAACAAGGUGUUAUCCCACUCUACUGAAAGUAUGAUCUCGUCUCCUCCCACGAAUGAUUCGGCUCCGUUACCCAUGAAGGUCCAUGAAUCGUUUCAUGUGCCCUCGACCAGUAUCAGACGCGAGUUUCAGUUGCCCUCGAUGUCUGCAGACUACGCUAAGAAUCAAAACGACUUAAACAUUAGUUCUUCUUAUUUGCCACCCUAUUCCGACGCCCCUCCUAGUUAUAAUCUAUACCCAGGGAUUGAUGUUGCCCCCAGUCAUCGCAGUGUUUCCACAAGUUCAUCUCAGGGAUCUCAGAAUCCGCCAGCUUCUUCUGGAUCAGGAUAUCCGUUGCGGUCAUCCGUUGACUAUCAUUCUAGCGCAAAUUUCCGAUAUCCCCCGCCAAGUCCCGGGGAUUAUUUGCAUGAGCACAGCAACUCUGAUCCACGGUCCACUUCAAUGGACCUCAGUUUGAAUCCACUGGAUCCCAUUCCUCGGAAUCAGAGCUCUGCCAUGCAUUUGCCCCCUUUUCCUCAUGACCCCUAUUCUUCCCUAUCUGGCCCCUUGCCGCCUUUUCCUGGUAAAGAAAUCCACGAGAGCCGUUACUUAUCCAAUGAGCGAGAGAUGGCCGCCUCCGCGUGCAUGUACCCAAGUCACCAGAGCUACAUGAAUCAUUAUGGAAAUCCCGCGAGCUACCCAACAUCAAGUGCUCGGCUGCCUCCCAUGUCUUCAUAUCAAAAUCGAUUCCCCCCGUCAGGAGCAUCCUAUCCCUACGGGUACUUUUGAUUUGUUCCUUUGGUCCAUUGUUUAGGCUAGCCCCUUCAUGUGCUUUCGAUGUCAGAACAAUGAAUGAAAAAAAGUUAUACGUAUAUCUUCUAAUGUCCCAAAUGUGAGUUCUACUUGUGCCAAAACACUUCUUCUUGUUUGAGUCAAGUGUCUUCGUUGCACUUUGAUACAUCAACCAAAACAGUAUUAACCAAAAAUGCAUAAUUCUAUUGAUGAUUAUCAUCAGUGUGUCCAUGUCUCCGAUUGUGGUGGAAAAAGUGGCAAUAGAAUUGGUUUGCAAUUUCUGUGUACAUACGUACAAAUGUAUUCAAAGGUAAUUAGACUAUUUAUCAUGUU
Molecule: messenger RNA, 4334 nt
Organism: Tigriopus californicus
Lineage: Eukaryota; Metazoa; Arthropoda; Copepoda; Harpacticoida; Harpacticidae
Exons: 11
Coding region: 210-3998 (1262 amino acids)
Cellular component (GO): nucleus
Molecular function (GO): protein binding
Source: RefSeq, a predicted model, not a curated record